CAAGCUAGUUUGUUACAUUAGUUUUCAUUGUAGAGUUUUGCUUAUUGUUGAAAAGAAUCUUGCUUAAAUAAGCUGGUUCUCUGAAAAACUGUUGUUUCUUCUAAUCAUACGCGUUGAUUUCAAAUCUUGAAUCCAUUAAGCUAUAAUUUUGAUUCGCGAUGGUUGAUCCUAAUAAAUCUUCUGAUCCAGUACCGGAAGUUUCUGAGUCUGGUGAUAAAUUGACGAUCAUGAAUAGAUCCAAGAUUUACCAUGUCUCCAAAAAGUUCAUUUGUUCAUCGAUACCAUACUUUGAAAAAAUGUUUUGCUGUGACUUAUUGGAAGGAAAAGAAAACACAGUUCAAUUGGAUCUUGAUGAACACAGUUUCGAUUGUGUACUCAAUUGGAUUCAUUCUGAUUCGGUUCAAAUUGAAAUUGAAAAUGUUAUCGCCUUGUUUGAUGUAGCCGAUUAUUUGAUGUUGAAUGAUCUAUCAAAGGAUUGUUACUCUUAUUUUCAUGCCAAUUUCACCAUUGAACAUCUCCCCAUUGUCAUUCCUCAAGUGACAAAAACAUCUAAACUGAUCAACUCUGGUUCUUUAAACACAUUCAUUUGUCGCCAUUUCUUGAAGAUUGUUAAGACUUCUAUUUUUCUGAAGUAUCCUGUUGAAACGGUAGAGUAUAUCUGCAAAUUAGACUUGAUGAUUUCUUCUGAAUACCAAGUUCUUGAGGCAAUUAAUGAUUGGAUUAAAUUUAAAGCUGAUGACAGAAAAGAUUGUCUUCUUCGAUUAUUAAAAUGUAUUCGUUGGUGUUAUGCUGGAACCGAUAUUUCAUUAAAAAUUAUGGUAAUUCCAUACAUCGCAACAAUUCAAGAUAUUAAUGAAAUUUUGUGUUCUCCUGGUAAUUGUAAACUUGGGUGCGCUUCCAAUCGCACGAAUCAAUGUUUGUUGGUGUCCAUUCAGGAAACUGAGGAUUUGAUUCUGAGUAUAAGAGUUCUGCAGUCACAUUCUUGGUUACCUGUUGGUAAUUUCAAUUUUGAUGAUUCUAUGUCGCUAGAAUUUGUUCAUGGAGAAAACGUCUCAGAUAUUUUAUACGAUUGUGGAACCAAAGGAGUGCGAAUUGAUUGGGAAGCUAAGAAAUUCUGUUGGCUCAAUUUUUACAGUGACGAUUCUUAUUAUCUUCAAAUUAACAAACUGAUUGUUUGUAACCAGAUUGCAUCAAGUACCAUUUUAUACUUGAAAGAUAAUUUUGGUGGAUGUGUUGAUGAUCCAUUCAUUGAACUUUUCCAUCUGCGCCUCUUUCCUACUUCUAGGCGAAGACAUAUUGAAGAUGGUGCGUGGGCGCAUGAAUGGGCUGAAGACUUUGACUUCUGUGUUAAAUCUCCGAAAUGCCACGGUGCAGUUAAGAUUUCUGUAGAAAAUGAUGAAAGAUUGCUUCUCGAAUCUGAUGGUAAAUUCAUUGUGGUUGGCAAAUCUAAAGAUAAACACUUUUACGCUCUUUUUCAAGUUCGUCAUCUUGAAUGGUACAAGAUGAAAUAUUAUGUGGAUUAUGAUGAAAGAACAUUUAUCGCUACUGUUUUAGGGUCCAAUAUUUUCAUUUUGACACAGAAACUGAGGUUUAUUCAGUUUAAUUAUGAAACCAAUGUAUACAAAAAGACGGCUCCGUUCAGAGACAGCGAACUGGAAUUCGUGGAUUUAAUCAUCACUUCUCAACAAGACAACAAUAAAAUACUUUUAGUCCAUAAAUCCUCUGGAAAAAUUCACUAUUUCAACAUUGACAGUCAAACUUGGACUGAAACGAGCAUCAAAUAUCGCAAGCCGGAUCAAAUUGAUUCAAAUGAUUGUAUUAUGACUUCGACCACUGUCUUUUUACCAUUAGAUAAAAUCAAUCAUUGUUUCAAACCAAAAUUCAGUUCAUUGAACCUAUAACUGCAAUUAUAUGAUAAUCAGAUGUGUCAUUAAUAAUUUUUAUUUGUAU
Molecule: messenger RNA, 1950 nt
Organism: Tetranychus urticae (two-spotted spider mite)
Lineage: Eukaryota; Metazoa; Arthropoda; Arachnida; Trombidiformes; Tetranychidae
Molecular function (GO): protein binding
Source: RefSeq, a predicted model, not a curated record